AUGACGAAGCUCGACGGAAGACGUCAGGAGAUAACGAGACAACUCAGCCAAAGCUGCAUUGCCAGAGAGAACGUCUGUAAACUCUCGUACAACAAGUGUUUCCCGAACCGUCAAUUGUCGACGUCGUCGACGAGAUUGGCUCGUGAGAUCCCUAUACCAGAAUUCCACCCGGAAACCCCCAUUGUACCGCUCAUGCCAGUACCCUUACCACAAGACAACCACGAAUUUUGGCGGAAGAUACCCAUGUGGAAGGAUGUUUCCGCCGAUCAGUUUAUGUCGUGGUCAUGGAGUCAAAAGCACCAUGUUCAACUGCAUACUAGAUCGAACCCUGACCGGUUUCGAAGCCUCAUCAGUGAGCUCGUGCCUGAUCACGUACCUUUUGAUAAGAGUAUCGGUCAGAUGCAAAGCAAGGAGGAAUUCAUCGACGAUGUACUUGCCGGCUUUGCCUGCUCCACCAUGUCAGUCCGUUUGAUGCCGUACAUGUUCAGUAGAAUCAAUUGGAACGAUCCUCGACACGACCCCAUCUUUCGCCAAUUCAUACCACUUGGCUCAGUGAUGCUUCCGGAUCAUCCCAUGUGCAAACUAGAUUCCUUACAUGAAGGGAACGAUUCCCCAGUACCAGGUCUGGUACACAGAUAUCCUGAUAAGGCACUUUUUCUAGCAACAUCUAUAUGCCCGACAUACUGCGCUUUCUGCACCAGGUCAUACGGAGUUGGUGCCGAUACCGUAGAACUUGAGAAAAAUCUCGAGUUCAGACAAGGCAGGGCUCGUUGGGAAGCAUGCCUGGCCCAUAUCGCAAAGACUCCCGAGAUUCAUGAUAUAGUCAUCUCUGGGGGCGACUCAUUCUACAUUGGACCGCAGCACAUCAUCGAAAUUGGCUUGCGCUUGAUUAACAUGCCCAACAUCAAGAAGUUUCGUUUCGCAUCCAAGGGACUAGCUGUCAGCCCCGGACGGUUUCUUGAUCCCAACGAUAAAUGGACGGAUGCUCUAAUUUAUGUAAGCCAGCAGGCAGAGAAGGCAGGCAAAAGAAUGUCACUGCAUACACACUUCAACCACCCCAAUGAGAUCUCGUGGAUUACGGAGAAAGCUAGCAAGAGAUUGCGAGAUGCCGGUGUUACGGUUCGCAAUCAGAGUGUGCUUUUGCGGGGUGUCAACGAUGAUGUACAGACCAUGGGCAGGCUCAUCCGUACGCUUUCUGACACCCUAAGGAUUCAGCCGUACUACGUCUACCAAUGCGACAUGGUACCCAAAGCAGAGCAUUUUCGAACACCACUGCGGACGUUGAUCAACAUGGAAGAGGAGCUUACCGGUUCUAUUGCCGGGCACGAUCUUCCCAAGUUCAUUGUGGACUUGCCCGGCGGAGGAGGGAAGCGAAAUGCACAAAGCGGCAAGUUUGACCCGACGACUGGUAUAUCUCAUUUCAAGGCCCCAGCUGUCAAAGGGGGCGAUACGAUUUACACGUACCAUGACCCAGUGAACUCCCUUACCAACACCCAUUAG
Molecule: messenger RNA, 1500 nt
Organism: Truncatella angustata
Lineage: Eukaryota; Fungi; Ascomycota; Sordariomycetes; Amphisphaeriales; Sporocadaceae
Exons: 5
Coding region: 1-1500 (499 amino acids)
Molecular function (GO): iron-sulfur cluster binding; catalytic activity
Source: RefSeq, a predicted model, not a curated record